CUGAAACACUAACCUGUGGCAAGAAGAUGUGUUUUAAAUCUCACUAAAACCAUCCAGCCAUUUCAUUAGAAGAAAUUACGAUAAAACUCCAAAAAGUCCCCAAUUUCUAAAAAAUCCCAUAGACUGUUCAGCAAAAACACUACCUGCUCUCUAUUAAGGAUUCUGUUGGCACUGGGAUCCACAUUUUAACCAAGCUAGAAAAGAGUAUUUUUCAACUAAAGGAAACAAAUUCAAAAAAUAUAAAGUUUUCUGGGAAGGUUCAUUUCAAUUAGUUUAAUUUCAGCCAGUGACAGCCUUCAGUUUUCCUAGGGAAGAGCAUGGAGCGUUCUCUGAACUUGACAAUGUCAUUGUGCUCGAGAAACACUUCUAUUGCAGGAUGUCUCUGAGAAUGUCAGCUGAAGGAGCAAAGAGACAUGUGGUGGUAUCACAAUGUUACCACAACUGAUGUACAGAAUCAGAGAGUAAUUCCUGCUGGAAAGGUUCUCUGGAGGUCUCUGGUCCCAGGCCACCAUAGGGCAGAUUGCUCAAGUUGAGUUUGAGUAUCUUCAAGGAUGGAGGUUCCAUAGCCCUUUUGGGGAAUUUGAUAAGUAAGGAUUAAAUUCUCUGCAUCAAGCUUUUUUGAAUGACUUACACAAAUAAAACACUGCUGAGUAUAGAGUUAAAUACCAAAAUUCUGUUAGAAAUUGUUUAUUCUACAUCAAAUCAGAAAGGAUCCAACAACAACCCCCUGUAUUUUCACACUGAUUUUCACACCUGUUCUCAGGUUUAGAGUAAGACCAUCCUACUCAGUGUAAUACUCUGUAUAAUACUGCUUCCUAAUUCCCAAGAUAAAGGAAAUGUUGUUCAUGUGUUUUACCUUUACUUAAGACAACUAAAGAGCAAUCCAAAAUGUGAGUGGCAGAUCUGAGUUCCACUGAGCCCAAAGACUGUGAGUUCUCAAACACCUCAAUCCCUGAUCACCCUGUAGGGUUGUAUUUCUAAUCCUCCCUAUAUUUCUCGUUAAAUAAAGAUGUACUAUGAUCUCUUUAAAGGGAACAAAACACAAACUUCUUAAAAAAAAGGAUAUAAAGGGCCAGGGUCAAUAUCCCUAACCCAGCCUAGUGCCUUAGUCACUGAAUCCAUCAUCUCUCAUAAACCAAAAGCUUGGGUUGUCUUGAAAAAGGAGCAGAACCUUGCAUAAGUUAAAAUCUCCUGGUAUUUAGUGGAAGCUGGCUGCCUUCUAACUUCAUAUUCCUUUGGAAAUCCCAACCUAGAGCCACUUGUAAACUUCAGAUUCGAUUUCAGCUCUCCAACUGUUCAAAAUCUCAUGGUCAUCUUCUAACAAGUACGAGAGCACAGAAAGGGCAAGGGGAUGCCAGAACAUUCAUUGCACACAUAGACUGGUAAAGUUUCUUCUCUGAGUUAGCAGCCAGCCCAUGUGGAAAAUCUUUGAUGCAGCAUCAUCAGAGGCGCCUGGAGCUCUUCACACAAACAGUGUGGGCAGAGGGGGCCAAGGCUGGAUUAAUUUCCUGGAAUUGGUUACCAAAAUAGAUACAUCUUGAUUAAAUCCCUGAACAGACACGUACCUAACAUUUUCAUGUUUAAUUUUUCAUGCAUUUUAAAACAUUUUAAUAAGUGGAACUGUGAAAUAUGAACUGAAGUGUUCACAUUUUAUGAAGCUUAAUUUCCAUGUUACUUUUGCUUGCAAGCACAGAAAAAUACCAUUCCAUUGGUAUGGACUGUCUGGUACAUCUCCUGUGCUGAAGGCACAGAACACACCAGCAGCUGGGAUAUGGCUGCUCCAUAACUUUGGAUUUGUUUGUCAGCAUGUCCUACACUCAUGAAAACAAGAAAAUCAGAGGGUUUGUAUAUCAAACUGCAGAAAAGAAAAUCAGAUCAGCACAGCAGUUACAAUAUCAAAGAAGGUACCCUGAAACAAUGCCUUACCCUGCAGUCACAAAGGUGUUUACUGACCCUCAAUUCAAGGGGGAACUUAUGUCCAAGUAGAACACGUGAAUACUUGAUUCAGGGAAUCACAUCAGUUCCAUCACAAUUAGAUAUCAGUCAGCUGUAUUUCCUGGAUACCAACUCUCUGCUCUAACUCCCAGGCCUACAGAACAAACUGAUUUUAUAUUUGCAGUGAUCUCCAUAACAGACACUAAUAUUUGGCCAGCAUAAAAAUAAACACAGUAAAACCUGUUUUUGUUACAGAGGCGAACUAACCUGUUCUUCGUAAUCAUCAUGGAAAGAGAGUCCUCUGGAGUUGUUUCAGAGUUUUCAGCUUAGUCUUUUAUAUUCCUGUCUUUCAAGUGAUUUGGUAGAUUAGACUUUUCUGUUUUAAAUACCUGCUCCUUCCCCUUCUCCUCCUCCCCGCUGAACACCCCGUUACACUUGUUACCCUGUUCUCAUUCUGUUCCUCCGUUUUCCCUCACCCCAAGUAGCCCCGGAGAGAUGUCACGGCUGGACUCGUCUGUCUUUGGUGCCACCUACGGGCAAGCGCUGGUUUGCCACAGAGAUAUCCAAAACUUCUAUCCAUGAAGGCUUUGCAAUCUCUGUGUGGGCUUCUCACAAGGAUUACUUCCAAAACGUUCAUUAAUUCCGACACAAUUAUCAGAUCCUCUCUAAGCCCAGGCCACACUCUCAAUUAUUCCCUAGUAAUCUGAAAUAAAGGGAAAGCUAGAUUCCCAGAUAUGUCAGAUAUAUCUAUUACAAAUGUACCAGGACUAGUAUUAUUUGAAGACAAUUAGGGCAAUUGCAGAAGUAAUGCUUCAUGGGAAAUUCCCAUCAGGAUCAGGUCCUUAAAGGUCAAAGUGUACCAUGAAGAUGCCCAUUUGUUGCUAUCAUUAAGCUAUUAAAAAAAUUAUAUUUUUUUUAUUUCACACAUCAAAAGUAAUUUACUUCAAUAAAAUAGGUGCAAGCUGAAAGGAUUUACUUUGUAUGGCACUAAAACUUCCAUAUUGUCUAAAGCAGCAUGUGCAUUCCUUUGGGAUAUAAAUAUCAAUCUGAUUAGCUAGUACAUCUUGUCAGUCACAGUAACUUAUCCCCUGGGGUAUCUGAGCCAUCACGUGGCUCUGGGACUUCUGUAAAAGGUCAAGAGGACUUAAUUAAAAUCUAUAUAAGUCGUUAUCUCUGUCAUUGAACAAGAAUUAAGUCAAGAGGACUCUGCAGAUUUUUUGCCUUACAAAAUUUUCUUGGCUUGGGGGAAACUAAGAGGCAAGCAGCUUUGCCAUGGCUCUUUCUGGUAUCCUGACAGAAGCUGAAAUUGCUGCUGGCCUACAGAGCUGUCAAGCUGCUGACUCAUUUGAUUACAAAACCUUUUUUGUCAAAGUGGGUCUCAGCUCCAAGUCCAAAGACGAACUCACCAAAGUCUUUGGCAUUCUUGACCAGGACAGGAGUGGAUUUAUUGAGGAAGAGGAACUGAAACUUUUCCUGAAGCAUUUCUCUGCCAGUGCCAGAGCUCUGACUGAUGCUGAGACCAAGGCCUUCCUGGCAGCAGGGGAUAGUGAUGGAGAUGGCAAAAUUGGAGUGGAGGAGUUUCAAGCUCUGGUCAAAUCUUAAUGAGCAGUCAAGAUAAAGACCAAGAUAUCUGUGCCAUAAACAAUCUUUUCUAUUGCAAGUCUACUAGUUAUUUACAUAUGUUGUACCCUGGAAGGUCAUGAAAGACUGUUGGCAAGUGAUUUCAUACUGCUGGAAAACAUCUAAAGCAGUACAAGCACUACUUAAACCACGUUUUAAGCAGAAGGUCUAUACCACUGGGAGACUGAACUGGAAUCCACUCUGCUCAUCUGGAUUUUGGGCAUUAAAGGUACAAAUAAAAGUAGUAAGAGGAGAAAUUUAAAGCAUCUAUGUGGGCCAUCGAAUUUUCAAUAUUUGCAUAAAUAGCUAGCACAUGUUGGAAGAAAAUAGAAUUAAUAAAAUGUCCAGGUGUAAAACCUGGUUAUGGUAA
This is a messenger RNA of Pseudopipra pipra, 3925 nucleotides long. Its product is annotated as parvalbumin beta-like. Gene Ontology annotation, cellular component: cytoplasm. The transcript is spliced from 5 exons. Lineage: Eukaryota; Metazoa; Chordata; Aves; Passeriformes; Pipridae. The record is from RefSeq and is a predicted model, not a curated record. Bases 3208 to 3537 code for a protein of 109 amino acids. Gene Ontology annotation, molecular function: calcium ion binding.